Rhipicephalus sanguineus (brown dog tick) is the source of this 1041-nucleotide messenger RNA. It is a transcript of the gene Ppcdc, whose product is annotated as phosphopantothenoylcysteine decarboxylase. The record is from RefSeq and is a predicted model, not a curated record. The transcript has a single exon. Gene Ontology annotation, molecular function: FMN binding; phosphopantothenoylcysteine decarboxylase activity. Bases 135 to 737 code for a protein of 200 amino acids. NCBI's taxonomy places the organism in Eukaryota, Metazoa, Arthropoda, Arachnida, Ixodida, Ixodidae. Gene Ontology annotation, biological process: coenzyme A biosynthetic process. Gene Ontology annotation, cellular component: phosphopantothenoylcysteine decarboxylase complex.
UCCCAACAAAAACAAAUAGAACAGCCGUGCACAGCAUAUGAUGGAGGUGACGGGAGCGCGCGCCGCUGCGUGCAGGAAAAACAAGGGCCGCGCAAAUCAUUCAGAUCUAGCGGGUAGCUAGCGCGUGAGCAGACAUGUCCACCGAAACCUCCACGAAGACUCUGAACGUCCUCAUCGGCUGUACGGGCAGCGUCGCCUCCGUCAAGAUACCCUUGCUGGUGCAACAACUCCUGAAUCAGAGGUUCCAGGGAUACGCCUCCGUAGACCUGAAGGUAGUGGCCACUAGCCGGGCCCUUCACUUCUUCGAGCGCUUGAUGAUUCCGCGCUCGGUACCGCUGCUGGUCGACGAAGACGAAUGGUCGACCUGGCGUAAGAUGUCCGAUCCCGUGCUCCACAUCGAGCUGAGGCGCUGGGCCGACGUGAUGGUAAUCGCUCCGUUGGACGCCAACACCAUGGCCAAGAUAGCCAACGGAUUGUGCGACAACCUACUCACCUGCGUCGUCAGGGCUUGGGACCUGAAAAAGCCGCUGCUCUUUUGUCCCGCCAUGAAUACUCACAUGUGGUGUCACCCGAUAACGGUGCAGCACGUGAGGACCCUGGCGAGCCUCGGCUACACCGAGGUGCCUUGCGUCGAGAAGAAACUUGCCUGCGGGGACCGCGGUUACGGGGGCAUGGCUGAGGUUCCCACCAUAGUGAGCUACGUCGUCGCUGCCGCCUUAGAGAAGGCGCAGCAGUAAUUGUAUCGGCCCCUCAACUACGCGAGAACAGCCGCAAAGCAGGGACACUCAUUUUCCUUGAUCGCGAGUCUAUUGUUUGAACUGCCACUGUUACUCUGGGAACUACAGGCACGCAAGCAGCUCGUUGCUUGGGGCAAGUACCAUUCCGUCGUUGUGCAAACACUGCACUGAGGCACGUAUCUCCGAAAAGUGUGAUAUUACAGCAGAGCCUCGGCACUACAAAGUGAAAGCGUGGUUUUGUUGCUUUUUGCUAGUGUGAUGUUGUAGAUGUGCGGUGAAAAUAAAUGGCAUGCACUAAGCAGUA